Messenger RNA from Physella acuta, 3929 nucleotides. Its product is annotated as glycerol-3-phosphate dehydrogenase, mitochondrial. The record is from RefSeq and is a predicted model, not a curated record. Lineage: Eukaryota; Metazoa; Mollusca; Gastropoda; Physidae. Gene Ontology annotation, biological process: glycerol-3-phosphate metabolic process. Gene Ontology annotation, molecular function: glycerol-3-phosphate dehydrogenase (quinone) activity; calcium ion binding. Gene Ontology annotation, cellular component: mitochondrion.
GAACUACACUUCCGGAGUUGUCACCCGUACCCCGGCAACAACAUAGAGAACCCGUUACAAAUAGAUGUAACGGUAUUCGUCUACAUUUUCGAAAUAUAUUCCAUUUUAACAAGGCUCAUGAAACAGAAAGAACAGUAAUCACUCGUGAUGAAGGCAGGAAAAUUAAUAAAACGCUUAGCUAUUCUGUCUGUAGCAGGAGCUGGAGUUUUCUAUGGAGCUACUGUUGUUUAUCCAUCAUUGGCAUCCCGCUACAAAAAGCCUGCUGUUGAAGGAGAGCUGAGUAAAGAUGAAUUACAACGAAUAAAUUGUCCAUUGCCAACAAGAGAAGAUCUGAUUAAAGGAAUAAAAUGCCAGGAGAUGGACGUUUUGGUUAUUGGUGGUGGUGCCACUGGCCUUGGUGUUGCAUUAGAUGCCACAACUAGAGGAUUGAAGACCGGUUUGGUUGAGAAGUUUGACUUCUCUUCUGGCACCAGCAGUCGAAGUACUAAAUUGAUUCAUGGUGGAGUGCGCUAUCUCCAAAAAGCAGUUUUCAAUUUAGAUUACGAACAGUACAAAAUGGUGAAAGAAGCUUUAGCAGAACGUGCCAAUCUUAUUGAAAUUGCUCCUCAUUUGGCCUACCCACUGCCUAUAAUGUUGCCUGUCUACAAGUGGUGGCAAGUUCCUUAUUACUGGGCUGGUGUGAAAGCCUAUGACUUCGUUGCUGGCAGCGAGUUGCUUAAGCCUAGUUAUCUGUUAUCAAAAAGAAGAGCUCUUGAGGAAUUCCCUAUGUUGAAGAAAGACAAACUAAAAGCUGCUCUUGUUUAUUAUGAUGGUCAGCAUGAUGAUGCAAGAAUGGCGGUCUCACUGGCAAUUACAGCUGUACGCCACGGGGCGUAUUGUUUGAACUACACCAAGUGCGAGAAGCUGUUGACUACCUGUGUGGAUGGAAAGGAGAAAGUGUGUGGGGCUCUGGUGAGAAACACUCUCACAGGUGAGGAGUACGAAAUCAAAGCCAAGUGUGUAAUCAACGCCACAGGUCCAUAUACAGAUUCCAUUCGUCAGAUGGCCAACAAACAGGUCCAGAAGAUCUGCCAACCCAGCGCUGGUGUUCACAUUGUCCUGCCUGACUACUACAGCCCCACUAGCAUGGGCCUGCUUGAUCCAUCAACAUCGGACGGCAGAGUUAUUUUCUUUCUCCCGUGGCAAAAUGUCACCUUAGCGGGUACCACUGAUGACCCCUGUUGUGUGACUGACAAUCCAAUGCCCACUGAAAAAGAUAUUCAAUUCAUUUUGAAUGAGAUUAGGAAUUAUCUCAGUCCUGAUGUUGAGGUUCGGCGUGGUGAUGUUUUAUCUGCUUGGAGUGGUAUACGUCCACUUGUCUCUGAUCCCAACAAAAAUGACACCCAGUCUAUUGCCAGGAAUCACAUUAUUGAAGUGUCUAAAAAUAAACUGAUCACAAUAGCUGGUGGGAAAUGGACAACUUACCGCUCUAUGGCAGAGGAAACCGUGGACAGAGCUGUGCAAGAAUGCUGUCUGCAGCCCACUGGCGAGUGUGCAACAAAGGGGCUGCUACUGGAGGGAGCCCAUGGCUGGUCACCUACCCUGUUCAUCAGACUGGUCCAAGAUUAUGGUUUAGAAAAUGCUGUUGCGCAACAUUUAGCUCAAACCUAUGGUGACAAAGCUUUCAAAGUGGCAAGUCUGUCCAAGAUGACUGGCAAAAGAUGGCCAAUUAUUGGUAAAAGACUUCAUGAGGAAUAUCCUUACAUUGAGGCUGAGGUCAAAUAUGCAAUCAGAGAAUAUGCCUGCAGGGCCAUUGAUAUUGUUGCUCGCCGAACACGCCUUUCAUUCAUCAAUGUUCAUGCAGCCCAGGAAGCUCUGCCUAGAAUUGUUGAUAUCAUGGCUGAGGAACUCAAAUGGGAUGAAAAAACCAAAAAGGCAGAGUUGCAGCACGCUGAAGGCUAUCUUAGGGCUGAAAUGGGUUUAGACAUUAAACGUGCUACAGAAAAAGAUGCCCCACUUAAUUUUACAAAAGAUCAAAUUAAUAUGUAUGUUAGGCGGUUUAAAUCUUUGGAUGUGGAAAAUAAGGGCUAUAUCUCCAUCAAUGAUCUACGCAGAUACUUUAAGAAUGUAGGGGAGAAAAUACCAGAGGAUCAGUUGCAUGAUAUUCUGUGUGAAGUAGAUCUCAAUAGAAAUGCACAAGUGGAUAUUGGGGAGUUUCUACAGCUUAUGUGUGCCAUAGAACAUGGAACAGUUGUCAAUUCAAGAUUUGCUAAGGCUUUAGAGGAUAACGAAGCACUGACCAAGAAAAUCACAGUUGAAAGGAGUGGUGGUGGUGUUUAGGACACAGUUGUAUCUGAAUGGAUGAAGGCAAGAUGUAUGCUUGAAACAAAGAAUGAAACUGUUACCUAGAAUUGGCAUGUCCUUAUGUAUUUAUUUAUUAAAUACACUCCACGGAUUGGCUGUAAUCUCAUCAAGGAGUGAUACAAAAGAAAUGUUUUUUUUCACAUUUGUUUCACAUUUUCUACCUAUGACAUUUUGAUACUCAAAUUGUAAUCUCACAGGAAAAUUCUGCAACUUUGGUCAAAAUUUUAUUUUCUCUCCUACAUUUGGUCUAGUGAUUGCUGAUUGGGGCUCAAUCAUUUAGAAGUUCAGCAGUACCUGUUGACACUUGUUGGUAUUGGACACUGUGGUAGAAAUUUUGUUUCCGUUAGAAAGGCUUGUAAACAUACAUAGAAAUUUAGGCAGGGCAUCAAAGUUGAUGGGAGAAGUCUAGUAGUUGUUUAUUGUGCAAUAACAUCAGAUUUCUGCUGGUGCUUUGCUAAACUAAACCUGAUCUUUUCUCAAAAAUGGAUUGUAUUUUGAAAAGUGUGGACAAUAUAGGGGUAAAAAAAAUGUUACUUUUAUUUACACGUUUUGAUAUCAUUUUACAUAUUUAGAAAGUUGUUGAAAUGUGCCAUCAGCAGCUGCUUUUCUUACUUUUGAAUGUGUUUAGCAGAGGUAUAUUGGCAUUAAUUUAGUAUAAAAUCUUUUAUGUUUAAUAUUUAUCUUAUAUAUAUAUAUAUAUAUGUGAUCACAUCAUUGAAUGUGAUACAUUGAAUAAACAUUUGUGUUCUGAGUCCAUGAGUUAUCGCCUGGGUGGUGGUAGAUGUAAGUUAAGUUUGCUAUAGACCAACUGUUUUGUCCAUUGCUAGUAUGCCCAUGACUUAAAUCUUGAGAUAAGUUAUUCAAUGAAUAAUGUAAAAUUGUGCAGUCAGUCAUUUUUAUUUUUUAACAGUAUGAUUAUAAGGCUAUGGAAAUUAGCCAGUAUAAAUUUAAAAUUUGUUGAUGACUGAUAUCCAUGAUUUUGAUUAGGUAGAUUCUGAAUGCAUGUUGCUGAAGAUGGGGAAAUUAAUGCUAUUGAUUAGGUAGACUUUGAAUGCACGUUGCUGAAGAUUGGAAAAUUAAUGCUAUUGAUUAGGUAGACUUUGAAUGCACGUUGCUGAAGAUUGGAAAAUUAAUGCUAUUGAUUAGGUAGACUUUGAAUGCACGUUGCUGAAGAUUAGAAAAUUAAUGCUAUUGAUUAGGUAGACUUUGAAUGCACAUUGCUGAAGAUGGGGAAAUUAAUGCUAUUGAUUAGGUAGACUUUGAAUGCACGUUGCUGAAGAUUAGAAAAUUAAUGCUAUUGAUUAGGUAGACUUUGAAUGCACGUUGCUGAAGAUUAGAAAAUUAAUGCUAUUGAUUAGGUAGACUUUGAAUGCACAUUGCUGAAGAUGGGGAAAUUAAUGCUAUUGAUUAGGUAGACUUUGAAUGCACACAGAUGGUCAUGUUGAAUGUUUUUACAAUGUCUAUAAUGUUAGCUUAGGAUUCCAUCUACUUGUGAUGCCUUGUUGCAAAGGGUUGCAAAUGUUUUGUCUAGCUAUACUAGACUAGAAUUUUUUAUCAGUAAAAUAAAAUAUUUUAUUCUUAUACCA